AAAUGUGGGACCUGUUCUAGACCGAGACUUCUUGAUCGAAUGUUUGUAAUGUUGUGGACAUGUUGGAAUUAAGCUGCGAGAGAAAGCAUGGCGCAAAGAAUUGGCAUCGUAAAACUAAUUCUUGGCAUUGCAGGGUUAAUUGUUGCCGUGCAGAUAAUCACUAUGCUGCAUUUCUCAAGUUUACACUCAAAUGAUAUAAAUAUGAAAUUCAGAAAAAGUGUUCCUGAAAGGACGUAUCGAGAUGCUUUAGGCCCACGUAGAAAACAGAUUCAUGAAGCGGUUGAAAUAUUUGGUGGGUUACCAUCAGAAAAACUCCAGAUUCCAAAGCCUGAAACGAUAGAAGCAGAAACAAUAACUUUUGAGUGCGAUAUUAAACACAAAGAUGCCCAGUCGGCCAUAAAAAGAGCGAAGAGUUCACAAUGCAAAAAUGAACUAGCCAAGGUUGCAUGUUUACUGGAAAGUGGAAAAUUAGAUGUGGAAAAUAUCACAAGACUUUGCCCUCUUGAUAGAUCACUUGGCAGACCGGCACAUUCAGUUGGGUAUGGCUACGAGUAUGGCCCACCAAUAAGGAUUGUGUACGUUCUAAGUGUUCACGGCAGAGCAUUCAGACAACUAAAAAGACUUUUUAAAGCAAUUUAUCAUCCACAUCAUUACUUCUACUUCCAUGUUGACUCGAGAUCACACUAUUUACACAGAGAAGUAAAAGAGUUCAUAAAAAAAUUCCCAAAUGUUGCUUUAGCACCAUGGAGAAUGGCAACAAUUUGGGGAGGAGCAAGUUUAUUAAAAAUGCUUUUGACAUGUAUGGACGAUUUGUUAAAAAAGAAGGAAUGGAAAUGGGAUUUUUUUAUCAAUCUUAGUGAAUCAGACUAUCCUGUCCAGACAAAUGCAAAGCUUACCAAGUUUCUUAGGGGACACAGAAAUGAGAAUUUUUUAAAACCUCAUGGAGGACCAGUUGAAAGGUUCAUUAAAAAGCAAGGGAUUGACAGGACAUUCUAUGAAUGUGAUGAACACAUGUGGAGGAUAGGGGACAGGAAGUUACCUACAACAAUUGAUUUUGAUGGUGGAAGUGACUGGAUAGCACUAAAUAAAAACUUUUGUGAUUAUGUAGUGCACAGUCAGGACAUUGUUGUCACCAGUUUAAAGAACAUUUAUAAAUAUGCUUUGCUUCCAGCUGAGUCAUUCUUUCACACUGUGUUGAGAAACAGUCCCCACUGUCAAACGUUUGUAAAAAGCAAUCUGAGACUGACAAAUUGGAAAAGAAAGCUUGGAUGUCGCUGUCAGCAUAAACAUGUUGUUGAUUGGUGUGGAUGUUCACCAAAUGAUUUCAAGCCAGAAGAUUUUCCAAGGUUACAGAGUCAAACAUUCAAUGCUUUUGCUCGAAAAUUUGAAGCAAUUGUUAACCAAGGAAUUAUAAACAUGAUGGAUGAUUGGCUGUUUGGUGAAAGACCAAAAGAUAUGCUAGGCUUACAAAGCUAUUGGGAGAAUUGCUACAAUGAAAAGGAUGAUGAUAUCAACAAAUAUGAUGUGCAAAUGACAUUCUACCAAUCUUUUGCAAGACAAAUAACAAAGCGGUUGUCAGUUCAAUAUAACAGCUUAGUUUCACCAAUCUGGAAGGCGAAGGAAGCACAUUAUUUUAUGCACAAAGACAGACUUGAUGGCGUUUUAGUAAAAUUUGAUGUCAAGAUUGUUGGAAAUAAUGGUGGAAAGGAGCUUGCUGUUUUUGAAACAUGGGCCAAGAAGAUUAAUUCGUCUGUUCUCUUUAACCGCAAUAUGUCAGAGCCUGGAAACAGAUUAAAAGGGCUUGAGAUUGGUACUAAUUGGGAUCAAAAGGAGAGAGUCUUCCGAAAUUUUGCUGGGAUGAUCGGGGCUACAGAUACUCCAACUUUGGUACAUAGAUGGGCACAUGGCAAAGUGUUUUAUGUCAGAAUUGUUUGGAUUGACCCCAUCAAUGUCAUCGCGGGAAUUUACCAGAUGAAAGUUGAGGAGAAUUGGGUGAUAUCCUUUCACAAACCGACUUUCAAAAAACCACUUAGGCCUGGCGUUUGGAAAGUAAAGAUUGUGCAUGGAGAUAAUAUUGUUCUUGGUCAGACAACCUUCCUGGUUGUUCCAUUAGCAUAUACCAAAGGUAAAGCAGUAGAUCUAGAGAAUUCAGUCGAGCUAAAUAAUGGGCCUGCUGCUAGUUUGUAUACGAAUGAUUAUAUCAUUGACUUUGAUCGGGACGCUAAUGACACAGAAAGCAGAGUAAAAGAGUUUUCACAAUACUCACACAGUACAGGGAGGGUACUCGAUAGUUGGAUCGAUAUACUUGUUGCAAGGACUUGGGAUAUUAAAGCUGUCUGUACGGUUGGAGAUAAGCUGAAUCAAUUACCUGAUAUAGAACUCUGCCAUCGAACUACAUGGAGUUCUCUAUCACCAGAUCCUAAAUCAAAUGUAAAUAAUUUAAUAAACAAAAGCUAGGGAUAAAUAAGUAUAUGGAAAAUAGAAAGUUAUAUUAAACGUAUAUAAAUCUCUGCAUUAGAAGUCAAACCGUUUUUGAAUCCCAACAUUUUGUAUAAAAUCAAAUUUAUAACUAUGAUUGCCCUAAUUUUUAAACUAAAAAAGUAUCCCAACUAAAUUUGUUCGUCUAAUUUCCAAAAGAUAAGCUUAAAAUUGAUCUUAGGCCAUCAAAUAUGAUCGAAGAAAGGCAUAAUGUUUUAUAAAUAAACUUUGAAAUGAAAUUGAAGAUAAGAUUUAAAGCCUAGUAGUCUCUUAAACUUGUAGACAUUUUUACAGAUGGAAUUCAAUGAUUUUGACUUCUUUUGUUUUUAAAUACAACAGGGUAUAUUUUACAAAUGUUUUUAUCAAAUAGAUAUAUCAAUUUAGGUCUUGAUUAAAGUAUAAAAAAGAACAAAUAUACAUACAUAUCAAUUCAUUCUUAUACUGUAUAAAGUUAAUUGUUGCUUAUAGCCGGGCUUCAGAGAAACGUUUUUGAAACAUGCGAUGGAAUAUGUUUCUGGAACAUGUGAUUAAAUGUGUUUUUGAAACAUGCGAUGAAAUAUGUUUUUGGAACAUGUGAUUAAAUGUGUUUUUGAAACAUGCGAUGAAAUAUGUUUUUGAAACAUGUGAUUAAAUGUGUUUUUGAAACAUGCGAUGAAAUAUGUUUUUGAAACAUGUGAUUAAAUGUGUUUUUGAAACAUGCGAUGAAAUAUGUUUUUCGAACAUGUGAUUAAAUGUGUUUUUGAAACAUGCGAUGAAAUAUGUUUUUUAAACAUGCGAUGAAACGUAUUUUUAUAACAUGCGAUGAAAUUUGUUUUUGAAACAUUGAAGAAGUAUGUUUUUAAAGUAUGCGAAGAAAGGUGUUUUCAAACCAUGUGAUGACAUGUGUUUUUAAAGCAUGUGAUGAAAUAUGUUUUUGAAACAUGCCAUGAAAUGUAUCGUAAUUUUGGUGUCCAGAUGAUUAGCUAUUGAUCAAUCUAGCCUGAUAACUAAACUGAAUAGAAUAUCAGUCAGGAUAAUCGGAAUUCGCCCUUUUUUAAAUCAAAGUUAAGCCAACAAACUCAACAUUAUUGUGGGAUAUAAAGAAUGCAACCUGAUUGCUAGAUGAAUAAGACGGCGUUUACUUGGGAGGGGGGAGGGGGGGUUUGGGUUAUGAUUUUGUGUUCUGUCGUCAUGUAUCGUCAAGAUGAAACCUAGUAGUUUGUGUAAUUGUGAUAAUAAGCAUGUCAACGAACAAUCGAUCAAUCAUAGCAAAAACCUGGCUUUUGUCAUGUGCAGAAGCACCCAAUUCCUUAGUGGCAAAAGAGCGAUAGGCCAUUUGUUAAACCGUACCAGAAUAAUGAAUCUACCCAAGCACAAGUGCCGUAUAUUAUACAAUCUUAUCAAAUGCUACUUGUGAAAAAUCAGUAAAAUGUGUGUUAGAUAAAAGAGUUUUCCAAGUGGAUUUACGGAUCGCCAAAAGUGAAAUAUAAAUUGUCACAUAUAUUUAUUUGUAUUUAUUGGAUUUUAAAGAAGACGUUUUUAGAACAUUUUAAGGUGAAGACAUAGUUUUAAGAUAAUUAAUCAAGUCUUAGUAAACGAAGAAAAAAUUUUAUCAAAUAAUCACUUUUCAAGCUAUUAACGUUGUUUUGUUUUCUCACCUGAACUACCUUAAUCCAAGAAGUGCUAAAUGUGAUUUAAAGAACUCGAGAAAUAGUAUAUUUGUGCGCAGUAACUGACAAGGAAAUUGGUGUGUGGUGUUAUGGUCGGGCGAUUACAGUUAAAAGGCUGAUGGGAAAACUUGCUAAUCGCUAAGAUUUUGAUUGGCUGUUAACGGAAUCCCCGUUAUGCUCUUGGCUAUUGAUUGGCUAAUUCUAUCGAGCAGAAACUGCGGAAUAUUUGCUUCGGGGCAGCAUUGGUAUUUUCCUUUUUAUUUCAUUUCCAAUUAUUUAAGCAUCGUAGCACAUUCAACAAUGCUGGUUCACAAGCUGCCAUGCAUCUAAGCUAAAAG
This is a messenger RNA of Rhopilema esculentum, 4465 nucleotides long. Its product is annotated as xylosyltransferase 1. The record is from RefSeq and is a predicted model, not a curated record. Gene Ontology annotation, biological process: chondroitin sulfate proteoglycan biosynthetic process; heparan sulfate proteoglycan biosynthetic process. Gene Ontology annotation, cellular component: membrane. Gene Ontology annotation, molecular function: protein xylosyltransferase activity. Lineage: Eukaryota; Metazoa; Cnidaria; Scyphozoa; Rhizostomeae; Rhizostomatidae.